AUGGCUGAGGUGGCAGAUUCAGGCCCGGUCGAGCCGCAGGCCCGGCAUAUCGUGUAUUGCGGAGUGUGUACUCUGCCUCCCGAGUAUUGCGAGUUUGGAGGAACGGCGAAGAAGUGCGAGGAGUGGCUUAAGGAUCACCAUGAUGACCUUUGGUCUCAGUUAUACGCUGAUGAUGCAUUGAACGCCAACCUCUCCACCCUCUCCGUCUCCGCCCAAGAACGCGCCGCAAAAGACGCCGCAAAGAAAGAAGCCAAAGCCGCCCAGAACGAAGCCCGCGAUGCCGAGCGCAAGGCCGCCUCCAAGAUCCAGAUCAAGCGUGUCGAGCGAAACAAGCGCAAGUACGUCACAGUCAUCAUCGGCCUGGAAAUCUUCGGACUCGAGAACAAGAAGUUGGCCAAGGAGUUGGGCAAGAAGUUUGCAACCGGUUCAUCAGUGACUCGAUCGCCUGCGGGUACGGAGGAAAUUACCGUGCAGGGUGAUGUGAGUGAGGAUGUGAAGGAGUGGUUGCUGGAGAUUUAUGGGAGUAAAGUUCCCGAGUCUAAUAUCGAGUUGAUUGAGGACAAGAAGAAGAAGAAGGCUGAGGCGUAA
Penicillium subrubescens is the source of this 588-nucleotide messenger RNA. RefSeq names its product putative RNA binding protein Tma22 (gene tma22). The transcript is spliced from 4 exons. Bases 1 to 588 code for a protein of 195 amino acids. The record is from RefSeq and is a predicted model, not a curated record. Gene Ontology annotation, molecular function: translation initiation factor activity; mRNA binding. Gene Ontology annotation, biological process: formation of translation preinitiation complex; translation reinitiation. Lineage: Eukaryota; Fungi; Ascomycota; Eurotiomycetes; Eurotiales; Aspergillaceae.